Messenger RNA from Lodderomyces parapsilosis, 1671 nucleotides. It is a transcript of the gene SWC4, whose product is annotated as Swc4p. Bases 1 to 1671 code for a protein of 556 amino acids. NCBI's taxonomy places the organism in Eukaryota, Fungi, Ascomycota, Pichiomycetes, Serinales, Debaryomycetaceae. Gene Ontology annotation, biological process: chromatin remodeling; negative regulation of transcription by RNA polymerase II; DNA repair. Gene Ontology annotation, molecular function: transcription corepressor activity. Gene Ontology annotation, cellular component: Swr1 complex; NuA4 histone acetyltransferase complex. The record is from RefSeq and is a predicted model, not a curated record. The transcript has a single exon.
AUGUCAGCCAACGACGUACUAGAUGUUCUCGAAAUUCAACGAGAUGAACUUCCAGCUCGCAAAAAGCAGAAAUUGUCCCCAGCAGUGUCAGAGGGUGCCGCAGGCAACGGCAGUCAACUGAAACCACUCACGGGAAUGGCAAGAGAGUUGUACAAUCUUGUGGGUCCUAACACGCCUUCACUUGGCCUAACGCCAACCCAAAAUACCAAGGAUCGAAAAGGGUUUAGACCAAGUCCGUGGACAAGAUUGAUUUUCAAGGCAAAAACAGAUGGGAUCGAGUUGAAGCAUUGGGUGAAAGGAUCCGAAAAUUUACAUGCGCUGGUGGAGGAGUCCCUGAAGCCGUACUAUUUUGAAAGAUUCAACGUGGAUAUAGAUAUUCCUGAAUUGGUGGACGAAGAGACUUACACAGAGAUUUGGAAGGACCUCGUGGAUGAGAAGCAAAGUAAGGCUGAAGAGAAAAGUCGACAAGAAAAACUGAGUACCGACAACAAUAAGAACCAACCAAAAAAUAACGAACACGAGCACAUCACAUCAAAAGAAAACGACACUACAAAGGACAAGAAAGAGGAGAAAACAUCACAUGAUAAAGCAGAGAAUGGGACGAUUGUCAAUACAUCAGCAGAGGGAGAUUUGAAAGACAAGGAGCAUGAAGACAUCAACGAAUCGUCUCAUUUCAAAGAGUGGAGUUACCAAGAAACUCGAACUUUAUUUGACCUUUGCAAAUCAUUUGAAUUAAAGUGGCCAAUUAUACAGGAUAGAUUUCCAAGCGGAGGUUUUUCAACAGAGGAUCUUAAGGAGCAUUUUUACAAUGUUUGCGAGAAGAUUCUUUCUCGACAAGAAAUAAAAAACCAGAGUCUCAUAGAUUCUAUCAGGUCAUACUCCAAAGAGAAAGAGAUUGAAAGGAAGCAGUAUCUCGAAAAUCUUCUUCUCAGGACCCCUGCAGAAAUUGCAGAAGAGGAGUCACUAGUCAUCGAAGCUAGAAGGUUCGAAUUGGCAGCAAAAAAGAUGCUUAUGGAGAGAUCCAACUUGUUGGGACUUUUAGACUCUCCGCAAUCUACCCAAAACGUUGCUCAAUUUCAGUCAUCACAAGGCAUUGCCAACUUGUACAGCAAUCUUUUGGCAUACGAUAAACACCAGAAGAAGAAGCAACAGCAACAGAAGCUAGUUGCACAGGAUCCUAUACCACCACCAAUACCUUUGGCUGCAUCAUCAUCUUACAAACGGGAUCGUGGCUUUCAAACUCAACUACAGCAGUAUCUUUCUAGCUUAUUGAAACAAAACUAUCACACAAGUUCAGCAAUCAAACAAGAUGCAAAUGCUAUCCACCAAUUACUAUUGAAACGGCUCACACAAAAAGAGGAGGAAGCGUAUGGAUUGUAUUAUCAUGGUACUGAAAAGUUGACCCCUGGUGUCACCUUGAGAUCUCAGCAGAGGUUGCUGGGAUUGCAACAGAAGCAAUCUGUUUUGAAAAUGGCCGCAGCACUUAUGCAAGAGCUAGACAUUCCUACUGCAGGUGGAAGUGCCGUCAAGCCAAUAAUGCCCACGAGGAAGACAAUGGCAAAGUACGAUGAACUCUUGAGGACUGUGGUGACUUUGUUGGAUGUGAAAAAGGCCAAAGACAAACUAGAAUCAGAAAUUUCAUUAAUCAGGAGCCAAAGAGGACUUCAAUAA